Messenger RNA from Manis pentadactyla (Chinese pangolin), 409 nucleotides. RefSeq names its product ASNSD1 upstream open reading frame (gene ASDURF). Bases 72 to 326 code for a protein of 84 amino acids. The transcript is spliced from 4 exons. The record is from RefSeq and is a predicted model, not a curated record. NCBI's taxonomy places the organism in Eukaryota, Metazoa, Chordata, Mammalia, Pholidota, Manidae.
CGCGCACGCGCGAAGACUGGGGGCUGCCGGCUGUAGGGCUCAGCUCUCCGGGAAUCUCACCUUGGGUGGAGAUGCCUAGCGGGGGUUCGCGACCGGAGGACGGAGCCGCGCCGGUCCCUACGGAGAACUCGAUCCUGCACAAAGAGGAUCUGAGCAGCAAGAUUAAAGAACAAAAAGUCGUUGUGGAUGAACUUUCUAACCUGAAGAAGAACAGGAAAGUAUAUCGGCAGCAACAGAACAGCAACAUAUUCUUUCUUGCUGACCGAACAGAAAUGCUUUCUGAAAGCAAAAUUCUUUUCCCCUUCCUCCACAGAUAUAUUGGAUGAGCUGAAAAAAGAAUACCAAGAAAUAGAAAACUCAGAGAAGACCAAAAUCAAGAAAUAGUCAACUUGAUUUCACAUAACAAUGU